GUGGCCCUGUGAGUUCACAACCACAACUCUGAAGUCUGACCAGCAAAAGAGGAAAAGCCACUGAGCCUGAGCCACAGAAAACCAAGCUGCACCAUCCUACACAUCACAGAAUGUCUGCACCCUCACACCCAGCAGCACUCUCCAUCCCACCUCACACUCUGACCCAACUGGCUCGAGAGUGGCUGGCAGAGGACACACCAAACUUUGACCCGGCUGGAGUAUGUGUGGGGUCCCAGGAAGUGGAGGCCAGGUUGCUGUGUAAAACUCCACACAGUGUCUUGGCAGGACGCCCCUUCUUCACAGCAGUGUUCUCUGAGGUCGGCUGCACAGUGGACUGGAUUCACCAGGAGGGAACCGAGAUUGGCCCAGAUGCAAUCACAUUAACUGCUGUAGUGAGGGGCCCAGCAAGGUGCCUCCUCCUUGGGGAAAGGCCGGCCCUUAACUGCCUUGCCCGAGCGUCUGGCAUCGCCACUCGCUGCUGCCAGCUACAAGCGAUGGCAAGAGAGCGAGACUGGCAUGGAGAAGUGGCUGGCACACGCAAGACCACUCCGGGCUUCCGUCUGGUGGAGAAGUACGCCAUGCUGGUUGGCGGUGUGUCCAUGCACAGACAGGACCUGAGUGGGAUGGUGAUGCUGAAGGACAAUCACGUGUGGGCUUCAGGGAGCAUCACACAGGCCGUGAAAGCUGCGCGGUCAGUGUGUGGCUUCAGCAGUAAGAUCGAGGUGGAGUGUCGCUCUGCAGAGGAGGGCAGAGAGGCAGCUGGAGCCGGAGCAGACAUCGUUAUGUUGGACAACUUCAAACCUCAGGAGCUUCAUGCUGCAGCUCGCUCUCUGAAGGAGGAGUUUCCUACUUUACUGAUAGAGGCCAGUGGAGGAGUGACCCCGGAUAACUUAGCUUCUUAUUUCUCCCCACAUGUAGAUAUCAUUUCCCUGGGCUGCAUUACUCAGGGAUGCCCAGUCGUGGACUUUUCUCUCAAAGUUAAACAUGCCUCCAGUGAUGAUGAGCACCACAGAUGUCAUGUUCAGACACAGUGAUAGAGUAAGAAAAUGUUUAAAUUAAAAGAGAAGACUUCUUCAGGGUUUGUUUUAUUUGAAAGAGCAACUGUGAUUACAGCACUAUAGCUGCAGCUAAAGAUUGAGAAAUAUUUCGUGUCCUGAUCACACCCUGUCACUGGUUGUUUGAUAAGGAUCAAAAGAGAAAGAAAACUAGACUGUACUUGUUUUUCUUCCAGCACCAAGCAGGCCAAAUGAGAGUCAGCUUUUUUUCUGAGAGAAAGUAGACAUAGGUAGUUUGAUCAAAACUUAGCACAGACAAAAAUGAGAAAAGGUGAUAAUAUACCAUCCACACAAAUAGGCCACUAUAUUAGGUACACCUAUAACAUCUCACUAAAAUCAAGACUGAAAUAGUUUGGGAUAUUUUCAGUAGUUUUUAUUUUGUUUUCCUGUUUUGUUGCUAAAUUAAAUUUCUUCGUUAUUGGUUUUUAGUACUGGUUUUAAGGUUAAGGUUAAUUUCUAUGUUUUAAAAAUGCUUCAUCUCAGUUUAGUUUUUAUUAGUUUUAGGCCUAUUUUUGUUUUUUUCAGUAAAAAGGGACACUUGUUAGGGAUGAGAACCUAAGUGACCAGAAAAAGUACAACCCCAGUUCUAAAAAAGUUGGGGCACUGUGUACAAUGUAAAUAAAAACAGAAUGCAAUGAUUUGCAAAUCUUAUAAACCAAUAUUUUGUUCACAAUAGAACAUAAACAACAUAUCAGAUCUUGAACCUCAGAUAUUUAACAGUUCGUGGAAAAUAUAGGCUCCUUUGGACUUUUGUAGCAGCAACACAUCUAAUAAAAAGUAGGGACAGGGCCAUUUCUACCAUUUUGAAGCAUCACCUCUUUAACAACAGUCUGUAAAAAUCUGGGUAGUUAGGAGGCCAGUUACUGGAGUUUUGGGAGAGGAAUGUUGUCCAAUUCUUGUCUAAUAUAUAAAACAGUUUUUUGUUUGUGUUUUAUUUCAGUAAAAUCUCAGUGUACAGUCAUAUAAAUUAUUAAUGAUUUCCUUUUUUGGGGGGUGGGGGUUGGUGGUGUUUAACUACAAUUCAUGAUUUUGGUUUGAGAAGAGAUCUUUAUUAUGACCCCAAAAGAGGGCAAAAAGCUGUUAACUAUUUUUUGUGCAUCUUUAUUUAUAAUUAACUUAAUUUAUUUUUCAAGCAAGGUUUAAACUCUAUCA
Cheilinus undulatus (humphead wrasse) is the source of this 2207-nucleotide messenger RNA. RefSeq names its product nicotinate-nucleotide pyrophosphorylase [carboxylating]-like. The record is from RefSeq and is a predicted model, not a curated record. Gene Ontology annotation, biological process: NAD+ biosynthetic process; quinolinate catabolic process. Lineage: Eukaryota; Metazoa; Chordata; Actinopteri; Labriformes; Labridae. Gene Ontology annotation, cellular component: cytoplasm. Gene Ontology annotation, molecular function: nicotinate-nucleotide diphosphorylase (carboxylating) activity. The transcript is spliced from 5 exons. The coding region runs from base 111 to 1034 and encodes 307 amino acids.